Musca domestica (house fly) is the source of this 2106-nucleotide messenger RNA. It is a transcript of the gene Pdi, whose product is annotated as protein disulfide-isomerase. The record is from RefSeq and is a predicted model, not a curated record. Gene Ontology annotation, molecular function: protein disulfide isomerase activity. The transcript is spliced from 4 exons. Gene Ontology annotation, biological process: protein folding; response to endoplasmic reticulum stress. NCBI's taxonomy places the organism in Eukaryota, Metazoa, Arthropoda, Insecta, Diptera, Muscidae. The coding region runs from base 164 to 1660 and encodes 498 amino acids. Gene Ontology annotation, cellular component: endoplasmic reticulum.
AUUUAUCACUUAACAUUUAAAUUUCGACGCGUGAACAUCGUUGCAGGCAGGGGGUUUAAUUGCGCGGUUUUAAGUGUUGUGUGUGGGCAUUUAUUUUAGUUAAUACAAUUAAAUUAAACGGGAAAAACUAAAAGAAAUAAACGGAAAACCGGGCAAACAAAAAAUGAAAUUCUUACUGUGUUCGCUGUUAUUUGUGGCUGUGGCCACUUUGGGCGUGCAAGCCGAUGAAGAAAUCAAAGUCGAAGAUGGAGUUUUGGUAUUGACACAAAACAAUUUCAAGAAAGCCAUUGCCGACAAUGAAUUUAUUUUGGUUGAAUUCUAUGCUCCCUGGUGCGGUCACUGCAAAGCCUUGGCCCCUGAAUACGCUAAAGCUGCCCAACAAUUGGCCGAAAAGGAAUCUCCCAUUAAGUUGGGUAAGGUCGAUGCCACCGUUGAAGGCUCUUUGGCCGAAGAAUACCAAGUCCGUGGCUAUCCCACAUUGAAAUUCUUCCGCAGCGGCGCUCCCGUCGAUUAUACUGGUGGCCGUCAAGCUGCCGAUAUCGUUAGCUGGGUUAACAAGAAGACCGGCCCACCAGCCAAGGAUUUGACCACCGUCGAAGAAGCCGAAACUUUCUUGAAGGACAAUGAAAUCGCCGUUGUUGGUUUCUUCAAGGACGCUGAAUCCGCCGAAGCUAAGGCUUUCGUCUCCGCUGCCAAUGCCUUGGAUAGCUUUGCUUUCGGUAUCACCACCAACGAAGAUGUCUUUGCCAAAUACGAAGCCAAAUCUGGUUCCAUUGUUUUGUUCAAACCUUUCGAUGACAAGAAAUCCGUCUACACUGGUGAAGUCAAUGUUGAAGAUGUAAAGAAAUUCUGUCAAGUUGAAUCCUUGCCCUUGAUUGUUGAAUUCAAUCAUGAAUCUGCCUCCAAGAUUUUCGGUGGUUCCAUCAAAUCCCACUUGUUGUUCUUCGUCUCCAAGGAAGCCGGUCACAUUGAAAAGCACGUCGACCCCUUGAAGGAAAUCGCCAAGAAAUACCGCAACGAUAUCUUGUUCGUUACCAUCUCAUCCGAUGAAGAAGAUCACACUCGUAUCUUUGAAUUCUUCGGCAUGUCCAAGGAAGAUGUACCCACCAUCCGUUUGAUCCGCUUGGAAGAAGAUAUGGCCAAGUACAAGCCUGAAUCUGGCGAUUUGUCUGCCGAAACCAUUGAUGAUUUCUUGCAAAAGUUCAUGGAUGGUAAAUUGAAGCAACACUUGUUGUCUCAAGAUUUGCCCGAAGAUUGGGAUAAGAACCCCGUCAAGGUUUUGGUUGCCACCAACUUCGAUGAAGUUGCCUUCGACAAGACCAAGGAUGUUUUGGUUGAAUUCUAUGCCCCAUGGUGCGGUCACUGCAAACAAUUGGCUCCCAUCUACGAUCAGUUGGGUGAGAAAUUCAAGGAUCACGAAAGCAUUGUCAUUGCCAAGAUGGAUGCCACCGCCAACGAAUUGGAACACACCAAGGUCUCCUCAUUCCCCACCAUCAAAUUGUACCGCAAGGGUGAUAACAAAGUUAUCGACUACAAUUUGGACAGAACUUUGGAUGAAUUCGUUAAGUUCAUGGAAGCUGGCGGUGAUGUUAAAUCUGCCGAUGCUGAUGAAGAAAGUGUUGAAGAGAAGGAUGAUGAGCACAAAAAGGAUGAAUUGUAAAUUUCCACAACUCAAAGUUCUUUUUUAGUUCUACUACUACUCUUCUUAUACUACUCCUUUGUCCUACUUCCGCCCACCACCAAAAAUCAACAACAACACUAACAUUCUAUUCAUUUGUACUUUUUUUUCAUAAUUAAAUUAAUUUAAAACACACAAAGAUGAAGAAAUAAAACAAAUGUAAUACAAAAACAAGAUACACAAAUCUAUCUCUAUUUUACUAACCCAUUCCUCACUCCUCCCGUUUCGGCUCCCAACUAACAACAACCCCUAGCAACGAAAACUAUGUUGAAGUAUAAAAAAAUGCAUUUUUUGUUUGCAUACACUAUAAUGAUGAUGAGAGGUGAAGGGGGAAAACAAAAACAUCUUCUCCCUCGCAUUUGAAAACCAACAACUUCUGUCUGUCCCUGCCACAGGCAAAUAUUUCAAAUCUUGCUUUCCGUUUUUUU